Molecule: messenger RNA, 702 nt
Organism: Phodopus roborovskii (desert hamster)
Lineage: Eukaryota; Metazoa; Chordata; Mammalia; Rodentia; Cricetidae
Exons: 3
Coding region: 1-684 (227 amino acids)
Source: RefSeq, a predicted model, not a curated record
AUGGCGUGGCAUGGGCGGGUCCCAUGGACAAGUGACUUCGGAGAGGAAAGAUGGGUGAACUCCAUCUUCAAUCCUGUGCUCAAGAUCCCACCAGUGGAGGAUAUUUGGGACAAUGAAACGGAAGAGGAAGAGAAGGAGGAGAAUAUAGACAAUGAACAAGAGAAGGAGGAAGAAGACAGGAUUAAGGCCCUUCUGGGAGCGCCCAGGCAGGACUCAGUGUGGGGACUGAUGGCUUGGCCCAGGCCCUCCCCAGAACAAGCCCCGUGGUGGGAAGACUUUUCCCUGCCUCCACUCCGCGGACCCUGCCUCUGCCGGUGCAAACUGAGGGCACAGAUGAAGCUCCACCCACUGCCCUCCUGCCCCACCUCCAAACCCUUGCCCUCGUUGGCAAGCAGAGAAGAGUAUAGCUGGCUGAGAGACCAACCUCUGAUGGAACCUUCCAUAGCUUCCAGACUGAAGACCCCCAAGACAGUGCCCAGGAUCCCCCCCAGGGUCUCCCCUAAGAGACCUACUGUCCCCAAGCCCGGGCGACAGCAGAACCCAAUGUCAAUGUGGCCUCCGAUCAUUAUCAAUCCCCCCUCCAAAAGCUCUGCUCUUAAGGGACAACACACGUCCUCUGCCAAGGAGGCCUCACAUACCCCAGAUGCCUGGGGCAACCCCUUCCCUCACCUUCCUUCAAAAUAAAUAUUUUUGUUAUACCAG